GUGAAUGAGUGUAUCUAUAAACAAAAAGAGAAAGAGAAGGGUUGUGUUCCGUGGCUUUGGUUCCUCUCUUUAUUAGUAUUUAUAUAUAUAUCCCACACACAAUUUGUUUGUAUGAUUUGUCUCUCUGCACCUACCUCUCAUUCACAAGUGAUAAUCAAAAAAAGCAUAUAUCCAAGGUGUGGUUGUUAACCUGUCCAUCUAUCUAUCAAUCAAUCAGUCAAUCAAAAGACCAAUCAUCAAACCGAAUAUAAUAUAUCAUCAUCAUCAUCAUCAUGUCUUCCUCUAACUCUUCCACAACAUUAUCACUGGACCACCUCCCUCCUUCCGAACAACUUUGUUAUGUUCAUUGCAAUAUUUGUGACACCAUUCUUGCUGUGAGUGUUCCCUGCACAAGCUUGUUCAAGACCGUUACUGUACGAUGUGGUCAUUGCACUAACCUCCUUCCAGUCAACAUGCGUGCAUUGCUUCUUCCAUCUCCAAAUCAAUUUCAUUUGGGACACUCUCUUUUCUCCCCAACUCAUAACCUUCUUGAGGAGAUGCCAAACCCAACUCCAAAUUUUCUGAUGAACCACACAAAUAUUACACCAAAUUUCAAUGACUUCUCUAUGCCUCCUAGGACUGUUGCUGAUGAGCUUCCACGACCACCAAUCAUAAAUAGACCUCCUGAGAAAAGACAGAGAGUUCCCUCAGCAUACAACCGCUUCAUCAAGGACGAGAUCCAACGCAUCAAGUCUGUCAAUCCUGAUAUAACUCACAGGGAAGCCUUCAGUGCAGCUGCCAAGAAUUGGGCCCACUUCCCACACAUUCACUUUGGUCUCAUGCCUGAUCAGACUAUGAAGAAGACAAAUGUGUGCCAGCAGGAAGGAGAUGAGGUUCUGAUGAAAGAUGGGUUUUUUGCUUCAGCUAAUGUUGGUGUUUCACCCUACUAAUUCAGCAGCAUUAUGUUUUUAUGCAUCAAUCUCAAUCUAUAUGGUUGGAGAAUGUUAUGUUUAUAAUAACUAAUUAAGGACUACUACUUUAUCACUAGUUAGCUUUUUGCAAUUUCGCAUGCAUGUAGUUUUCUUCUUAUGAACUUUUCAUGUUCUUCAAUUUCCUCAGUACUCUGCACCCCAUUACUUAUCUCAUCAAUAAUUAGCCUUGCUUUCUA
Cicer arietinum (chickpea) is the source of this 1147-nucleotide messenger RNA. Its product is annotated as axial regulator YABBY 1-like. Lineage: Eukaryota; Viridiplantae; Streptophyta; Magnoliopsida; Fabales; Fabaceae. The record is from RefSeq and is a predicted model, not a curated record. Gene Ontology annotation, cellular component: nucleus. Gene Ontology annotation, biological process: regulation of shoot apical meristem development; abaxial cell fate specification; regulation of leaf development.